GCAAGCGGCGGGCUCUCUCACCCUUUUACCGCCAUCAGAGCGGAGUCUUUUUCCUUGGGACCGCUUCACUGCGCAGAACCACCUAGUCAAGCCGCCAGCUAAAGCAUCCCUGAAGACUUGGCUCAGAUGGCUGAUAUGGAUAACAAAGACCAGGCUGAGCUGGACCCAGCGGACAUGGAGGACGUUGAGGAGGUGGAAGAGGAGGAGACUGGCGAGGAUGUCAACAGCAAAGUGCCUGGUUUUGUCCGUCUCCCCUCAGCUCGUCAGCUGACUGUGCAGAUGAUGCAGAACCCACAGAUCCUGGCCGCGUUGCAGGAGAGGCUGGACGGUCUGGUGGGAUCGCCGUCAGGUUACAUGGAAAGCUUACCCAAGGUAGUGAAGAGGCGCGUCAAUGCCCUGAAGAACCUCCAAGUCAAAUGUGCCCACAUAGAGGCGAAGUUCUACGAAGAGGUCCAUGAGCUGGAGAGGAAGUAUGCUGCGCUCUACCAGCCCCUCUUCGACAAGCGAAGUGACAUUGUUAAAGCAGCCUACGAGCCCACUGAUGAGGAGUGUGAGUGGAAAGCGGACGACGAGGAAGAGCUGACCGAAGAGAUGAAGGAGAAGGCGAAGGUGGAGGAGGAAAAGAAGGACGAGGAGAAGGAGGACCCCAAAGGCAUUCCAGAGUUCUGGCUAACGGUUUUCAAGAAUGUGGACCUGCUCAGCGACAUGCUGCAGGAACAUGACGAGCCAAUUCUCAAGCACUUACAGGAUAUCAAAGUUAAAUUCUCAGACCAAGGCCAGCCCAUGAGCUUCUCAUUAGAAUUCUACUUUGAGCCCAAUGAGUUCUUCACAAACACUUUGUUGACAAAAACCUACAAGAUGAGGUCAGAGCCUGACGAGAGUGACCCCUUUUCCUUCGACGGGCCAGAGAUCAUGGGCUGUACAGGCUGCACGAUCGACUGGACGAAGGGCAAGAACGUCACAUUGAAAACCAUAAAGAAGAAACAGAAACACAAGGGGCGCGGCACCGUCCGCACCGUCACCAAAACAGUCCCUAAUGAUUCGUUCUUCAACUUCUUCACCCCGCCUGAAGUCCCCGAGAGCGGAGAGUUGGACGAAGACUCCGAGGCUGUCCUGGCUGCGGACUUUGAGAUCGGCCACUUCAUCCGCGAGCGCAUCGUCCCCAGGGCUGUACUGUAUUUCACAGGCGAGGCCAUUGAGGAUGACGAUGAUGACUACGACGAGGAAGGGGAGGAGGCCGAUGAUGAGGAGGGGGAGGAAGAGGGAGAAGAGGAGAAUGACCCUGAUUAUGAUCCCAAGGUUUAAGUGAUGUCUGUAAUAACCCUAUCCUGAAAGAUGCAAAUCCACCUGCCGAGUGCAAGCAGCAAUGAAGCCUGCGUUGGCGGUCUGAGGAUCAACUGCACUGUAACAGCUUCUCAAAUAAAACAUAGUUACUUACCGCCUUAUAAUGUUUUGUAUUUUUAUUGGUAGAAAUAAGAAUAAAGGGUUUCGAGAUUUGUUACAAAACUCAUAAUAUAACGGGAGCAGUGAUUCGAUAUGCAUAGUAUUUUACUAGACCUGUUUUUUUUUUUCUGUUUUUUUUUUUCUGUACAAAUAGUUAGAAUGACAAACUCCCUCGAAAAAGCAUGAUCUUGUUUCUCUCACUGAAACUAGUUUGGGUUCUUGUGAAGUCUUUUGUUGUAUUGCUCUUAGACAACAGCUGUGUUAGGUCUGCGUUGAGGUGAAUGACAAAAGCCAACCUAUUUCAUAAGUCUCGUCACGCUACCGACGUUGCCGCCCAGUCGGCUCCGGUUGAAGUCUUUGUCGUCGCUCUGCCUCGAGCUCUGUCAAAACGCUGCUUUCUCGUCCCGGCAGAGGAGAUGAGGAAAGAACGGUGGCAUUGAAAGCACUUCUAGGCCAGUUGAAAGUGGUUAGUAGUCACUUAAGAGGGCUGAAUCAAGCUGUCAAUAUAACAUUCCCGUUUGCAGAUUGGCAGGAAUUGGAAGUUUUGCCUCUAGUCGAUCUGAUUUGUUAAACACAACCGUGUGUUAGCGCUGCUAAAUUUAAUGAGCGUCAAGUUGGCAAUUUAUUACUCUUCUGUUAAACCUUUGACAAAUUUGCAUUAAGCUAAUGUUUUUCCUCAAGCACAUGGUUUGGUUUGGCCCAGUCGGUUAACAUUCCAGGUUUGAUAAGGGACAGUUCCGGUUGUUCACCAGCAGGGGGCACCCUAUGCCAAUUGUGCUUCAGGCUCUUGAUAGGCCCGCAUUUGUGACUUGUCUUUUCUAUAGCACUUUGUACUACUUUGUCAUGUACCGGUGGUGUGUCCUCUGAAAUGGCUUGCUGAUGGUCAUGUAUACCCCUUGAGCCAAUCAGAAAGCAAGCAGCACUUUGAUGGCCAUUGACACGUACUGUUGCCCAAAUGAUUAGUGCCCCAUGGGCUUUUCCCUGUUCCAUGAAAUACAUCCCUCUGUUACAGGAAUCUCAAAAGUGCAUUUACCCUUUUGAAACAGUGUUUUUAUGCUCUUUCUUUCUAGCUUCCAUAUCGGUGACCAUUAAAAGGCUGGACGACUAAGUAGGUCCAUUCAUUUCAACAGAUUCGUACUGAUUUGGCCUUGCGGGCCACAGCAUUGAUCCCUGACCUCUAGACACUGCCAGGUGCCCCAGACUCCGGGGCGUAUAGCUAAUUUAUCACUGUGAAGGCUGGGGGGUGGGGUGGGGAGAGACUGGCGUUCCAGUGCAGACUUCUCCGACUGUCGGCCACCUUGUGUAGCUGACCUUACCCAGCAGGUCCCUGAACCGUGAGCAGGUCCGGGAGAGCUGAAGGAAAGAGUAGCCACGCUGACCCGCCGCAUCACUUACCUGUAGUUGGUUGACCAAUAGGGACACUGGAUUCAGUCUGUGGAUCUGUUCGAGCAGCUGUUGUCAAAGCGAAAUUGCCAUGCUACAAAAUACUAAUGUACUCAAUAACUGUACGUGUAUGUAUAUUCAUGAAUAAAUCGGUUAAACGUG
Messenger RNA from Esox lucius (northern pike), 2988 nucleotides. RefSeq names its product nucleosome assembly protein 1-like 1 (gene nap1l1). Gene Ontology annotation, cellular component: chromatin; nucleus. Gene Ontology annotation, molecular function: chromatin binding; histone binding. The record is from RefSeq and is a predicted model, not a curated record. The transcript has 15 exons. The coding region runs from base 127 to 1305 and encodes 392 amino acids. NCBI's taxonomy places the organism in Eukaryota, Metazoa, Chordata, Actinopteri, Esociformes, Esocidae. Gene Ontology annotation, biological process: nucleosome assembly.